AUGGAUCGUAAAUGGGUUUAUGCUCCCCGGACAAGUUUAGAAUAUGAAAAUGGAGUAAAUGAGUUCUUAGAGUUUGCUAGCAAGCAUGAUCCUGACAGUAACGGGAAGUUCUUAUGUCCGUGCGUGAAUUGUCUGAAUGAGAGGAGAUUAAGUGCUGAUCAAAUUCGAGAGCAUGUGGUUUGCGAUGGUUUCAAUAAGGGUUACACCAAAUGGAUAUGGCAUGGUGAAUUUGAUAUGCCGAGUAGGCCAAAAAAUGAAGAAGUUGAUGAAGAUAUGUAUGAUCGAGUGGAAGAGAUGAUUAAUGAUAUUGGAGCUGAAGCCUUUGAGCAAGUAUACACAAGCGGAGUGUGUGAGACCUUGUCGACGAAUGCAGAAAAGCCUUUGUACAAAGACUGUGAGAACUUUUCACGUUUGUCCGCUGUGUUAAAACUAAUCACAUUGAAGGCUGCAAAUGGAUGGAGCGAUAAGAGUUUUAUGGAAUUGCUUGGCUUGUUAAAAAGUAUGCUUCCUGAAGACAAUGAAUUGCCAAACUCUAAUUACGAGGCAAAGAAAAUUUUGUGCCCGUUGGGUUUGGGGUAUAAGAAAAUUCAUGCAUGCCCUAAUGACUGUAUUUUGUACAGAAAUGAGUACAAAAGUCUUCAUGAGUGUCCGAUGUGCGGGGUUUCGCGGUACAGAAAGGAAGUUCACACAAAGUCCAAUGCUCUUAAGAUUACAAACAGACCACCAACAAAAGUGUUGUGGUAUCUUCCGAUAAUUCCACGAUUCAAACGUCUUUUUGCUAGUGCAAAGGAGGCAAAGAAUUUGAGAUGGCAUGCUGAUGAGAGGAUAGACGAUGGUAUGCUCCGACAUCCCGGUGAUUCCCCUCAAUGA
Messenger RNA from Striga hermonthica, 870 nucleotides. Lineage: Eukaryota; Viridiplantae; Streptophyta; Magnoliopsida; Lamiales; Orobanchaceae. The record is from the annotation of a GenBank genome assembly.